AUGGACGCUAACAACACCAAGCAUUUCUAUCACCAUCGCUCAAGGAACAACCAACAGUCAGUGCUAACAAAGAACAACCACGUGAACCAUUUGCGACGUGAACCCCGGAUGGAUGCAUACAAGGAACAAGAUAAUCUAACAACAACAACAUUCACGCCAUGA
Messenger RNA from Caenorhabditis elegans, 162 nucleotides. RefSeq lists its product as uncharacterized. The coding region runs from base 1 to 162 and encodes 53 amino acids. NCBI's taxonomy places the organism in Eukaryota, Metazoa, Nematoda, Chromadorea, Rhabditida, Rhabditidae. The record is from RefSeq and is marked reviewed. The transcript has a single exon.